AUGCGAGGCACAGCUAUCCUCAGAGCUGUUAUGAUCUCCAUGGCUAUGGCUAUGUUAGAUUUGGAUGCUGUAAGCAAUGAAUGCUUGUUUUACUGUGAGGAAUCUGGACACACAGCUAGGAUCUACCCAAGAAAGUUUGUUUGGAAUCCAGUGCGAACCCAGCAACAAGGUCGAGUUUUUGCUAUGACUGUUGAUGAUGCUAUGCAAUCAGACGCCCUUAUCCAAGGUCAGUGUUAUGUCAAGAAUUGGUUUCUAACUGUAUUGUAUGAUUCGGGUGCAUUGCAUUCCUUUAUUUCUUUAACUGUUGCUCGUGAGUUGGGACUAGAUUUUUCUGAGUUGAAAUUUGAUCUAAUUGUCCAUACACCUGCAUCCCAAAAUGCUUUGACCAGUUUAGCGUGCCUGCAAGUACCAUUCACUAUUAGGAACAGAACUUUUAUACAUGAUCUAAUCUGUUUGCCUCUAUGUGGUUUAGAAGUUAUUCUAGGAUUAGAUUGGUUGUCCAAGCAUCAUGUUUUCCUUGAUUGCUUUAAAAGAAAUGCUGUUAUUCUGUCUUAUAGUUUAGAUAUUAAACCAUUUCUGUCAUAUACUUUAUAUCUGAGUUCUGCAAAACUUACCUUAGACGAGAGUGAUUGUGAGAGGUAUGUUCUGUUAGCGGCUAGCUCGAAUGACAGUGAACGAGAGAUAGACUUUAGCAUUGAACUAGUACCUGGAACCGGACCGAUUUCCAUAGCACCGUACUGGAUGUCACCACUGGAACUUGCGAAAUUAAAGAAGCAGUUGGAUAAGCUACUUGGAAAGAAAUUUAUUCGUCCCAGUGCAUCACCUUGGGGAGCUCCAGUAUUGCUAUUAAAGAAGAAGGAUGGUGGAAUGAGACUUUGA
Arachis duranensis is the source of this 879-nucleotide messenger RNA. RefSeq lists its product as uncharacterized. The coding region runs from base 1 to 879 and encodes 292 amino acids. The transcript has 2 exons. Lineage: Eukaryota; Viridiplantae; Streptophyta; Magnoliopsida; Fabales; Fabaceae. The record is from RefSeq and is a predicted model, not a curated record.